AUGUCUAUGGUACAGUCAUUACCUGAUUUCCAACUCCUAAAUUACGACAACGAUCAGAAUGUUCCUCUUCUCACCGUGAGGCUCACAGCCUCUUGGACCCACUGUGGUCCUCUUCUUCCAGACGAAUACAAUGACCUUCCCUACUCUUUCCAUGCUUGGGCGAAAGCAAGCGUUUGCGGUGACCUCGCAAACCCUCUGACCCGACUCCUCCGUUACAUCAAUACCUUUUUUUCGGACGCCGGCAUUGAGACCUACUGGCUCACAAUACGCGCAACAAGAGGCUCCCAUGACUAUGAUAUUCCGCGAUGGCAUACAGAUGACGAGUUCUUCCGAUUUCCAGGCAACACUCAAGAGUAUCCCAGGUCAGAGGCACAGUGGAAACUGGCCGCAACUCUGCUGGGCCCUGGCACCCUGUUUGUAGAGGACAGCUCUGUGGCUAGAUCGGUCCAGCGAGAGACCAGAGCUCUUUGUGAACAGGAAGCCGUACCUCAUUCAUGUACGUCGAUUCGCUGCCUAGGAUGUGCAGAUGUGGCAGAAUCAACGCGGAAAAGGCUUGCAAAGGCAUUGGCAAGUAAUAGUAUCGUACAGGCUCCGGCCCGGGGGUGUAUUUUCUUUAGAGUUGGGCCAAAUCAAGGCGCUGUACAUUCAGAGCCUGCUAGUCAUAGUGAUAGAAUAUUCGUGAACUGUAUACCCGGUACAAAGAAGGAGCUGACGCUGGUGAUGAAGCAGUGGGGAAUGGAGUAUCCACGAUCUUGGAGCAUCGGUGUACCACUGCAGUUUGAUAGUGGAACGAGCUCAUGA
Messenger RNA from Pseudovirgaria hyperparasitica, 801 nucleotides. RefSeq lists its product as uncharacterized. Lineage: Eukaryota; Fungi; Ascomycota; Dothideomycetes; Acrospermales; Acrospermaceae. Bases 1 to 801 code for a protein of 266 amino acids. The record is from RefSeq and is a predicted model, not a curated record. The transcript has a single exon.